This is a messenger RNA of Ruditapes philippinarum (Manila clam), 1422 nucleotides long. RefSeq lists its product as uncharacterized. Lineage: Eukaryota; Metazoa; Mollusca; Bivalvia; Venerida; Veneridae. Bases 76 to 522 code for a protein of 148 amino acids. The record is from RefSeq and is a predicted model, not a curated record. The transcript is spliced from 2 exons.
CAGCUGUCGCGUCCGGUCACAUGCCUCUCUUUACAAUAAAGAUACAUUUUAUCAUUACAAGUAACUUCCUUGUUUAUGUUUGUAAUCAAAACUGAGGAUUUAAAACAUAAGAAAUACAUGGAUUUCAUACCGUACAGGCGGUUAUACCGUGUGAUGAGAGAUGAUGAAAACCGAAUGCAUGGUAUACAAGCUAAAGAUCCAUGGUCAACUCAUUCGGUUGAGGAGCAUGUUGGUAACUGGAAGCUUUGGACAAUGUUUAUUUCAACGUCAGCCUCCAAACUGAAAGCAGAAAAGUUUGCAAAGUAUGCAAAAGACUAUCACCCAGGAUCUAAAAGAAUUGCCGUUAUUGAUGUAGCCCGACUUGGCAAUCGUGUUUUAUAUGUUGAUCUUACUGACAAACAUGUUCGGGACGUAUUGAUACCUAACAAUAAACAUGUGAAUAAAUGGGCUGAUUACCAAAGAGAAGUUUUGGUUAUAGGAUAUAUUCCUAAACAGUGUAUACUGGAAACAUAUAUAAUUUAAUGAACAUCAGGUGUUGUUGUGCUGACUGUUGUUAAGAUGAUUGCUUUAACACGACUAUUUUUUGGAUGUUAUAAUAACCAAAGAAAGGGACUUCUAGUAUUUCUUGAUUAUUACAAUUUAUACUUACCGUUUUCGAGUCAUUUUCCUCAUUCUUAUCAGUUCUUGUGUCAUUUGUCGAAACAUUAAAAUUUUCAUUUCUUUUUAGUAAGGCUUUUUUCAAAUGAUAAAAAACCUCAGCUACAUAAAAUAUCAAUAGCAAUAUGUUUUGGGUUAUAUGUAUGUUCAGAAAUAUAUGUUUUAUAUACUUUUGAUUUUAAUGAAUGUUUAUUUACGUUAAUUAUAAGAACCAUUACGAAGCCGUAUAUAUGUUGAUAAUUAUAUUUGUUUUUGUCUCAAAGACAAUAGAUGGGUCUGUAGACCAAACUUAAAAUGUACAAAGAAAACCUCUGGUUAAUGUUUUAGCAUAUGACAAUUGAAUUUGUUUAACAAUGGUUUUUCUAAAACUAUUAAAAAUAUUUACGAUAAAAUAUUUAUGCAUAAAACCAUUUGUUCGUAAAUAAAUGAAUUCUUCCAAAACUUCAAGAUCAUUUUAUAGCAGGACAACAUCACAACUUUUCACAGUUGAAACAAGAAAUAUCUUUUAAAAAAUGCUUGGCCGAAAGAAAACUUGCAUAAGUUAUUUCUAAAUUUUCGAUACAUAUAAAAUGUUAGCAAUGCUUGCAUAACAACGACAUAAAAAUUCCUGUAGCUAAGAAAAAAACAACAUUAUGUAAACAUAGAAAUUGAAUUAUAAGCAUAUUGAUAUUGAUGUCUCUUCAGAUGAGGACAAGUUUUGUUUUACAGUAUAUAUUAAGUUGUGUUCCUAUUAUUUUUGUUUUCGUUUUAUUUUAUAAACUUUCU